Messenger RNA from Medicago truncatula (barrel medic), 871 nucleotides. Its product is annotated as SKP1-like protein 1B. Lineage: Eukaryota; Viridiplantae; Streptophyta; Magnoliopsida; Fabales; Fabaceae. Gene Ontology annotation, biological process: ubiquitin-dependent protein catabolic process. The transcript has a single exon. The coding region runs from base 168 to 650 and encodes 160 amino acids. The record is from RefSeq and is a predicted model, not a curated record.
ACCUACUUUAAAGAAAAAAACUUGUGGAGACCUUAAUUGCAUUGUAGCAAAGCAUAAUAAAUACCAGCCGCAACGCCUAUUCUUUCACUAAUUCAAUUCAAUUCACUCACUCUAUUUUCUAACCUAGAAAUAAAUUUAGGGUUAGGGUUUAUAUCCAAAUCGAGAUCAUGUCUGAUCGUGUUGAAUCAUCGACAAAGAAGAUCACCCUGACAAGUUCUGAUGGCGAGAUCUUUGAAAUCGAGAAGACAGUGGCGAUGGAAUUUAAAACCAUCAAGAAUUUGAUCGAGGACGUUGUUGACAACAAUCGAAUCCCUAUCCCUAAGGUAACCGGCAAGAUCUUGGCUUUAAUUGUUGAGUAUUGUAAGAAGCAUGUUAAUGCUGUGAAUUCUGAUGAAAAAUCUUCAGAGCAUGACCUUAAGACGUGGGACGCUGAAUUCGUCCAGCUUGAUCAUCCCGUGCUCUUUGAUCUCAUCUCUGCUGCUAGCUUUUUGGAUAUCAAAAGCUUGUACGAUCUUACGUGCAAGACUGUAGCAGACAUGAUGAACGGCAAGACACCAGAGCAGAUUCGUGCGAUGUUCAACAUUGUGAAUGAUUACAGUCCGCAGGAAGAGGAGGAAAUUCGUAGCGAACACCCAUGGGCCUAUGAAUAAGUAUAUUUUAGGUUUUAGGGCUUCACUAUUUUGAGUGAUUAUUAUAUUUGAACAUUUUAGAAUCUUAGUCAUGGAUUUGACAUGUGGGUUUGAUGUUUUGUAUCGUUUAAUUAUUGAAGCUACAUUUUUAUAUUUGGACCUAUUUUCAGGAAUUCUAAGUAUCUCUAUAUAUUUAUCGAAAUUAUUAAAUAUUCAAUGAUAUUGAUAUUGCAUUUGGAUAA